GCCAUGACAGUGCCUGAGGAGGGGGAAAAAGGGGAGGGGAAGAGGGUGACUUGACCAUAAUAAUAAACGCGGUCCCACCUUCCUCGUGCCUUCCUACCCUGCCAUGCUGGAGAAUCCGUUGUUUUACCUCGGGUCUUCUCUCGGGACGUCAAAAAGGAUCCGGGUGGAUCUGGAAAAUGAAUUGGUAACAAGUGUGCUUCAUUGUCUUUUUGUGUGUGAGUGAUGUCAGUGCCAACGAUACCUGAAUCUUACAGUCAUGUACUGUCAGAAUUUGAAUGCCUUGAUCCAUUGCUUUCUGCUCUCAGAUUGGAUUCUAGUCGUCUCAAGUGCACGUGUGUAGCAGUUUCUCGAAAAUGGCUGGCACUAGGUAGUUCAGGUGGAGGUCUGAACCUUAUUCAGAGGGAGAGCUGGAAACAGAGGCUUUUUCUCACUCAUAAGGAAGGUGCCAUUUCCCGCAUUGCCUUUUGCUUACACGAUGAGGACUAUGUUGCUGUAUCUACAAGUCAAGGCCUCAUUGUUGUCUGGGAACUGAAUCAGGAACGUCGUGGGAAGCCAGAGAGAAUUUAUAUUUCAUCUGAGCACAAAGGCAGAAAAGUGACAGCUCUGUGUUGGGAUACUAACGCACUACGUGUUUUUGUUGGAGAUCAUGUGGGGAAAGUAUCUGCUAUCAAAAUUAAUACAUCUAAACAAGGAAAGGCCACCACCUCGUUUGUGAUGUUUCCUGUUCAGAUUAUAACCACUGUUGAUUCUCGUGUUGUUCAGCUCGAUUAUUUGGAUGGCAGGUUGCUUAUCUCUUCUCUUACUCGCUGUUACUUAUGUGACACAGAGAGGGAAAAGUUUUGGAAAAUUGGAAAUAAGGAGAGAGAUGGUGAAUAUGGAGCAUGUUUUUUCCCUGUUGGAAGGACGUGUGGAAGCCAGCAGUCUCUGAUAUAUUGUGCACGUCCUGGUUCACGGAUGUGGGAGGUGAACUUUGAAGGAGACGUGCUAAGUACACAUCAGUUCAAGCAGCUUCUUUCAUCAUCGCCUCUCCCUAUUGUUACUCUAAGGGAGGAUUUGGAGUGUACUGUUUCUGCCUGCUCCCCUCAGUCGUUGGCUUUCCCCAGGCUGCUUUAUUUGAGUGACCACUGUGUCAUGACAUGGACAGAAAGAGGCAUUUAUAUUUUUCUUCCCCAGAAUAUUCAAGUUUUGGUCUGGAGUGAAAUUAAAGAUAUUCAAGAUAUUGCAGUACAUAAAAAUGAACUCUUCUGUUUGCACACCAAUGGAAAAGUCUCCCAUCUUUCUCUUCUGCCUGUUGAAAAAUGCAUAGAACGUUUACUUAGGCGAAGCUUAUGGACCCUUGCAGCCAAAAUCUGCUGUCUUUUCCAAAAUUCUGUUGCCUUGUGUCGGGCAAGAAAAGCUCUUCCUAUAGAUAAGCUAGAACACUUGAAAGCACAGUUGGAUCUUUCAACUCAAAGUGAUAUCAUUGCUCAACUUGAAGAACUGAUAUCAAAACUUGAGCCUCUGGAUUCUGCAUGCAGCAGUAGGAGAAGCAGUAUUUCUUCACAUGAAAGUUUUAGCGUAUUAGAUUCUGGAAUUUAUCGUGUUAUUAGUCGAAGAGGGAGUCAAUCUGAUGAGGAUACUUGCUCCUUACAUAGUCAAACCCUAUCAGAAGAGGAAAGAUUGAAAGAAUUUCAGACACAGCAGGAAGAAGAGCACAUGGAAUUAGACAACGUGUCUCAUGCUUCUGUGGUGGUCGACACUGAUCGGAAUGAGACUUUUCUUCCAUUCAGUAUUCCAUUGUCAUUCCGUUCCCCAUCUCCUCUCGUCUCUCUUCAGGCUGUCAAGGACAGUGUUUCUAGUUUUGUACGUAAAACAACAGAGAAGAUUGAGAAGAUGGGUACUCAUGUCACUCCUGAUAAAACCAGACAAGACUUUAGAGAUGAAGAAGAACAACUUCCAGAAGUGACUGGCAAUAUACUUGAACAGCCACAGGAUGAAGAGGUUGAACUGCAGAACCAGCCCCCAGAAGAAGAACUGCUUAAAGAUUUGCGGGCAAUAACUGCCGAGACUCUAAUCAGACUGCAGGACCCACUGGUUUUCUUACAACCACAUUUAUUGAGGGCAGCUCUGCUAGACUGGAUUCCAGUUUUAGAAGAAACAUUUGGAUUCAACACAUCUACCAUUUUAGAUAAUGGCUUAUCUAAAACACACAGAAUGAUAUCUUUACAAGCUGAAGAAAAGCAAACUUUUGAAGGAGAUAAGGACCCGGAUAAAUGUCCUGAAUGUGUAGACAAGGAACAGCUCUCAAGGACAAACUAUGAAAGCAGUCAGGUACCAACAAAUCAGGGAGAGACUUUGGAAGAAAAUACUAAGCCAAGUAAUACCAGUCAGACUGAUGAAACACUAUGCAAAGAAACUGCUGGGUCAGAGAUGGCUUUCAGCCAGUCUUUUAAGAUUCAUCCCCCAUGUUUCAUUGCACAAAACAUUCAAAAGGAUCUGGUAGAGCUUACAACUCUAUCUUUUGAAUUAAAGCUAUAUGAGUGUUCACUAAUAAAUGAUGAACAGCCGGAAGCUUCCUGUGCAUUGGCUUGUAAGUUCAUAAAGGAAUAUUUUUUUCUUCUGGAUUUGGAAAGACUGAAGAACUGUAUUUUAACAUGUCACAGUGAUCAUGCCAUAAUUUGGGAAACAUAUAUGGAAGGACUAAAAGAACUUACUCUGGCAGGCCCAGUCACUAUGUCCCUGGAAAAUGGAGAUAUGUUUAAAACACUGAAAUUGUUAGUUGAUCUGGGUCCCUGGGAUGCUCCUGUGUUGCUGGCACAUGCCCAAAGGCUUUAUGAAAAAUUUGGAGAAACUGCUCUGAGGCCUCUGAUCAAGUUCUACCCUUCUAUUUUGCCAUCAGACAUCAAGCAAAUUUGUAAAAACAAUCCUGAACAUUUUCUAGCGUAUUUAGAUAGUUUAAUCAAAUCAAAGCCUGAAGACAAACAGUUGUCUUUCCUUAGAUCUCUUCUAUAUCCUGAAUCAUUGCAAUUAGAUUGGUUAUGUUUGGCGGUUUCUCAUGAUGCUCCACAGAAAGCAAGUACAAUGGAUGUCCAAGGAAAUCCACGGCCGCGUUCACAUUUAUUUACUUGGGGAUAUAACCAACUGAUUUUACUGUUACUUAAGCUCCCGACUGAUAUUAUAACAAAAGAGAAGAUGUCUGACAUAUGCAAAUGUUAUGGUUUCUGGUCUGGAUAUCUCUCUCUCUGUUUGGAACUGAAUAGAAGAACUGAAGCACUUGCUAAUAUUGUUCAUUUGGAUGAUAUGAAUUUGUUGGAUAGAGAAAAUGGGGCAAUCCCAGAAACAAUGGAAGAAUGGAAGUUUCUUCUUUGCCUUAUAAAGAGUCACCAGAGUAGUGCUUUUCAGCCUGUUUUACAAAAUGGUGGCACUUUUAACCACAGCACUCCAGAUUGGUCAAAUUCUGUUACUAUUGAAAAUGUAUCUCUCCUGUUGGCCAGAGUAGUUGGCCCAGAUUGUGCUUUCCAGCUGUUGCAAGAAUGUGGCCUGAUGGAUAAAUUAUCCGAAAGAUUUGCCAAGGUCUGUGAGAUAUUAAGAAUUGCUGAAAAAAGGCAAAGAGUCCUAAUUCAGUCCAUGCUGGAAAGAUGUGACCGAUUCUUAUGGUCUCAACAAGCAUAGUAAAUGGUUCUAGAAUACUUUGGCAAUAAGAAAAAAAAUGGUUCUUCCUGUAUGGUACAAUUCCCAAGAAAGGUCCUUUCUCUAUGAAAAUAUGAAUUAUGUCAGACUUGGAAAGAGUGAAGGCAACAAAUCUCCUUUUUUUCUACUGGAUAUCUGUUCUUAGGAUAUAUAUUAGGAAACCAUUGGUGUGCAGUGCUGCUGUCCCAUGGAUCAAAGCAGUUGUGCCAAGGAAACCUGAAGGGGAAAACUCUGCCCUCCCCUCUUCUACCCUUCAAAUAAGCUGUGUAGAGCUGGGAAACUCAGAAGUAGAUUUUGGGACAGUGCAGAAGUAUGGACACCAUUAAAUUUUUACAUAUAUUAUUAGAUGAUAUUGCAGUAAGGAUACUGAUAUAUGGUAAGCAGUUUGGGCUAUCAUUGUUUGAAUUGUUCACUGGGAUGUUUUAGCUUGGAAAAGAGGUUGCUCAUUUUCAAAAUGUACGUUUAAAAUUAUGAUGCUAAUCAAAAAGCUGAAAACUUUUGUCAUGUUCCUAGCAAAUUACCUUUUAUUGUAUGCAAAACUGAAUGUAUGUGGCAGCAUAAGCCUUUACAUUUACUUUUACAUAGAGUGAAAAGGGCUGUGUAUUUUUUAAUUAAAUUGAAUAAUUGUCAAUAAUAGCUGUUGAUCUGAUACACAGUUAAAAAUGAAAGGAUGUUAAAUAUCUAUUUUUUUUUUCAUCCAGUUACACCCACAGAUGGGCAGAUGUACACACAGUACUUCAAAUACUCACAGCACUUUAGACUUUGAAGUGCUUAUCAAGAGAUGUCAGUAGUUAAAUAUAGAAGCCGCACGUGCAUAUAUUAGAAAUGAAUCUCUUAGCAUUUUAUAGGGCUGACACAGUUAUUGUAUGUUAUGGCAGGCUACUUCCUUGCCCCAUUACAUAAACUAUCUACUAGAGAACAUUCUAAGCAUUUGGUGUGGUUGGGAAUGUGGGAUCUUUUGCACUAUGUUGUCUUUGUCCUGCUGAAAUGACAAUUUUAUUCUAUGCAUGCUUACUCAAGAGUGAGCUCCACCGUUCAUUGGCUCUGAUGCCCAGUCUAUGUAUGCAAAGGAUUGCACUCUCAAAUGGCAUAGGAUUGUUUGCAGCUAUAGAACUGGAAAUAAUGAAAUAUUUUUGGCCCACUCCUAUGUUGCUUAAGGCUGAUGCUAAGUAAUGAAAAUGUAUUUCUAGCUCCACUAAAGUUAUAUUUGUUGGAGAUUUGAGAUAAUGCAUUUUCCAUGAAUCAAUGAUUGCUAAAGCCUAAUAAUAAUGAAUGGGAACAAGGUUCCUGUUGCUAUUGGUGUACUGUUCCUUCUUUUUUCUUAUUAUCUGGAAUAGCACAAUUUCAUAUUCUUGUAUCUUCAGGUCUACUGCUUUAUUAUAAAAGAUACUCGAGAUUUCUAAUUGUUCAUGAUUUGCAAAGCAUUGAAAUAAUUGCCUUCUUUUUGCAGUCUUGCUUUUAGAAGCAAUAACCCCCCCCCCCCAAAUCCCUAUUUGUUAUACAGUUUUUUUCCACAACACCUUUCUAUAUUUUUGUUAAUCCCAUGUUUGAUGUUGGCUUCAUUGGCAUUCUGGAGGCAAUUUCCAGAAAUCCCGCUGUUUGUAAAACUCACUUACAUGGUUCCUUGAAUUUGAGCUCUAUUGUGUAAAUGAUUAUUUACUACCUCACAUACAUUUUGAGAGAAGGUCUUACAGUUUUAAGGCUGCUACAGAUGCACAAAGUGAGCUCAUGAAAUAGUACUUUUCAAACAGAAUAUGGUGUAAAAUGUUGUCAACAUGAUGUGGAACAACUAAAAGUUUUCUUUUGUAUUUUGCUACAUCUCAUUUUAAUUGAUUUCUGCACAAAUACUAUUAUUUUUAAACACUGUUCAUAUUAACAGCAGCUUUAAAAGAUUGCUUGUAACUAAACAGCUUUGGUUAUGGUUUUCACUAACCUGAAAUUAAAUAAAGUUAAUAUAUAUAAUACUAUAA
Messenger RNA from Anolis sagrei ordinatus, 5639 nucleotides. RefSeq names its product HPS5 biogenesis of lysosomal organelles complex 2 subunit 2 (gene HPS5). Gene Ontology annotation, molecular function: protein binding. Gene Ontology annotation, cellular component: cytoplasm. The record is from RefSeq and is a predicted model, not a curated record. Lineage: Eukaryota; Metazoa; Chordata; Lepidosauria; Squamata; Anolidae. Gene Ontology annotation, biological process: developmental pigmentation.